Molecule: messenger RNA, 3588 nt
Organism: Ornithorhynchus anatinus (platypus)
Lineage: Eukaryota; Metazoa; Chordata; Mammalia; Monotremata; Ornithorhynchidae
Gene: MTSS1
Product: MTSS I-BAR domain containing 1
Exons: 16
Coding region: 528-2933 (801 amino acids)
Biological process (GO): adherens junction maintenance; positive regulation of actin filament bundle assembly; plasma membrane organization
Cellular component (GO): cytoplasmic side of plasma membrane; actin cytoskeleton
Molecular function (GO): actin binding; phospholipid binding
Source: RefSeq, a predicted model, not a curated record
CAGGGGAGUCCCCGGCCUCCACGGCAGCCCGCCUCCCACCUCGCAGGACCUGCCAGGGGCUGGUGCACGCUCACCCCCGCCCCCCCAAACCCCACCUUUUUAAGCAAAAAAAAAAUUCCCCCCAAAUCCUUUUUAUUUUUUUUUUGCAUGGAAUUAGCCAGCGCCUAAACUCUCGGGCCAACGGCAUGGGAUCCUCUGAUGCGCUCGGGGGCCAGAGCGGUCUCUGCUGGGGAGCGGCCCGGGGGGAAUAAAUACACCGGCCGGGGGUUGAGGGGAUUUUUCUGGGAUUUUUUUGCAUUCUUCUUCUCUGGGUUACCCCGCCCCGGUUGCGAUCGGCUGGGGAGAGGGCAGAGUUGCGGCAGGGGGGAGCGCGGGGCGGUUGCAGGGGCGGGUGGGCUUCGUCUCGAAUUGCAGGGAGGAGGGAGGGGAAGGAGGGUGGGAGGGCGGCGGAGACCCCCCACCCCCACCCCGGGCUGCGCCAUCCGAGCGCUUUCUGAGCUCUUUUGCACCCCGCCGGAGCUGGGAAAAUGGAGGCUGUGAUUGAGAAGGAAUGCAGCGCGCUCGGAGGGCUCUUCCAGACCAUCAUCAGCGACAUGAAGGGGAGUUAUCCAAUAUGGGAAGAUUUUAUAAACAAAGCAGGAAAACUACAGUCCCAGCUACGGACGACGGUAGUAGCAGCAGCUGCCUUCUUGGAUGCUUUUCAGAAAGUGGCCGACAUGGCGACCAGCACACGUGGAGGAACCAGAGAAAUCGGGUCUGCCCUCACUAGGAUGUGUAUGAGGCACCGGAGCAUAGAGGCCAAACUUAGGCAGUUUUCCAGUGCUUUAAUUGACUGUUUGAUAAACCCACUUCAAGAGCAGAUGGAAGAAUGGAAGAAAGUGGCCAAUCAGCUGGACAAAGACCACGCAAAAGAAUAUAAAAAAGCUCGUCAGGAGAUAAAAAAGAAAUCGUCGGAUACGCUGAAACUUCAGAAGAAAGCAAAGAAAGCUGAUGCUCUGGGCCGAGGAGAUAUUCAGCCCCAGCUGGACAGCGCGCUCCAAGAUGUCAACGACAAGUACCUCCUUCUGGAAGAAACGGAAAAACAGGCUGUCAGGAAAGCCCUGAUCGAAGAACGCAGCCGAUUCUGUGCUUUCAUCUCCAUGCUGCGGCCAGUAAUCGAAGAAGAAAUCUCAAUGUUAGGAGAGAUAACUCACCUGCAGACCAUAUCUGAAGAUCUGAAGAGCCUCACCAUGGAUCCGCACAAACUGCCGUCAGCAAGCGAACAGGUCAUUCUAGAUUUGAAAGGUUCUGAUUACAGUUGGUCAUAUCAGACUCCUCCAUCUUCUCCCAGCACCACCAUGUCCAGAAAAUCCAGUGUUUGCAGCAGUCUGAACAGCGUGAACAGCAGCGACUCGCGGUCGAGCGGCUCCCACUCUCACUCGCCCAGCUCUCACUACCGCUAUCGCAGCUCCAACCUGCCCCAGCAGGCGCCCAUGAGGCUGUCGAGCGUGUCGUCCCACGACUCAGGAUUCAUCUCUCAGGACGCGUUCCAGUCGAAGUCACCGUCCCCCAUGCCACCGGAAGCCCCCGGGCAGAACUCGUCCAGCUCCGCCUCUUCCGAAGCGUCGGAAACCUGCCAGUCAGUGAGCGAGUGCAGCUCCCCCACCUCAGUCAGCUCAGGCUCCACCAUGGGGGCGUGGGCCUCCACAGAGAAGUUAUCUAACGGGUUUUAUCACUCUAGCGAGCCCUAUGUAGCACCUGUGGGGCUGGCAGGCCUUUUCCCUCAUUACCUGCCUGCCUCCCGCCUGGCCCCUCGGGGGGCCACUGGUCACCUUCCAGACUACGCUCAUUAUUACACCAUUGGCCCGGGCAUGUUACCGUCAUCUAAGAUCCCUAGCUGGAAGGACUGGGCUAAGCCCGGUCCGUACGACCAGCCCGUGGUGAAUACCCUGCAGCGCCGCAAAGAGAAGCGUGAGCCGGACCCCAACGCCAACGGAGGAGCUGCCGGCGUCCCACCUGCUCCCCCGGAGGAAGCCCAGAGGCCUCGGAGUAUGACGGUUUCAGCUGCCACCAGGCCAGGAGAGGAGAUGGAGGCCUGCGAGGAGCUGGCCCUAGCCCUGUCUCGAGGCCUGCAGCUGGAUACCCAGAGGAGCAGCCGGGACUCCCUGCAGUGCUCCAGCGGAUACAGCACGCAGACCACUACGCCCUGCUGUUCCGAGGACACGAUUCCCUCCCAAGUUUCAGAUUACGAUUAUUUCUCUGUAAGCGGCGACCAGGAGGCAGAGCAGCAAGAGUUCGACAAGUCCUCCACCAUCCCCAGGAACAGCGACAUCAGCCAGUCCUACCGCAGAAUGUUUCAGACCAAGCGCCCGGCGUCGACGGCCGGCCUGCCCACCUCCCUCGGACCCGUGAUGGUGACCCCCGGCGUGGCCACCAUCCGACGGACCCCUUCCACCAAGCCGUCCGUCCGGCGGGGGGCCGCGGGGGCCGGCCCCAUCCCCAUCAAGACCCCGGUCAUCCCGGUCAAGACGCCGACCGUGCCGGACCUCCCGGGCGGGUUUCUGGGCCCGCAGGGCGGGGCGGAGGAGGGCCCGGAGCCGAGCCCCGAGUCUCCGCCCGCCGGCGAGGGCCCCCAGGGCGGGGGCGGCGGGGGCGGGGGCGUGCCCUCCUCCCUGUGGAGCGGCCAGGCGUCCGUCAACCCUCCGGCGCCCGGCCCCAAGCCCGCCGAGGAGCAGAGACAGGCGGCGGCCGAGGACGGGGCGGAAGAACCGGAGAGGGCCGCCGGCCCGAGCGGCCCGGCCGGGCCCGGCCCGACCUCGGAGGGCGACCCCGGAGAGCCGGGGGCCGGGGCCGGGGCCGCCCCGCAGGGAGAAGACAUGCUCAACGCCAUCCGACGCGGCGUGAAGCUGAAGAAGACGCUGACCAACGACCGCUCGGCCCCUCGCCUCUCCUAGGGUCGGGAGGACCGACCGCCCGCCCCCGGAAAUCCGGUCUCGUCUCCAUCCGUUCCCUCCCGCCACCGAACCAGACCGUCUGUGGGAAACGCCGACUUGACCGGGUCUCUGGAAACACUCUCCACAAGGAAACGAAAGAGCAAAAGGCACCCAGAGUCACCGACGGAUCCCCAAUUGGUAUUUUAAUCUGUAAAUACGCGCCUCCCCCCUCACUCCACUCCCGACCCCACCCCCGUGCCCCACCCCGCCCACGAGAACCAUAGAGCUAGUUUUCAUUUCCUUGGACGGUGCCAAAUCCCAUGGAACUUUUUUAUAGAAACCUUUGUAAAAUUUUAAAUGCGUAAGGAGGCGGGGGAGGAACCGUAAAGUAGCCGACUUCGGCAAAGGGGCGGGCGAGUCCGGCUCUUCUGCCGGCUUUCGUUGGCACGUUGGGACGGCGUGGUUUAAACGAAACCACAUCGAGCUUAUUCCGGGUACAGGUGAGAUUGUCCCGUACUCUCUCGAGAGCUUAGGGCAGCGCUCUGCACGUAGUAAGCGCUCGGUGAAUACCAUAGACGACGGCGCAGCGGGCGGGGAGUGAAUCCUCCUUUAGACCCGCGUCUCGUCGGGCGAGCCAGGAGGAACCAUUGACGACAAAGCAAUAGAACACGUGAAA